This is a messenger RNA of Bursaphelenchus okinawaensis, 3305 nucleotides long. The record is from the annotation of a GenBank genome assembly. Lineage: Eukaryota; Metazoa; Nematoda; Chromadorea; Rhabditida; Aphelenchoididae.
AUGACCAACUUUGACGAGAACACAGAGGGCGGAUCAACCACCCCGGCAAUGGGGUGAGUACUUUUUUUAAAUUACAGUUUUGGUACUGAGUUUUUAAGUGAUUUCGGCAGGGGAUGGGAGUGGGUAUGGCAAUGGUGGGGUUGUGGUACUGUAGAAGUACUGUAAGUUAAAGCUACGGUUAUUAAGAAAAACGUUGGGAUAGCAUAAGGUAAGGCAAGGCAGGUGAUUAUAGGAUACAUUAAGGUACGGUAGAGUAGAGCAAGGUAGUAUAGGAUACUUUAAUUAAAGAUAAAGUAGUAUAGUGCAAGUUUACUGUAAUAUUUACAUAUAUACUUCAGAUUUGCACCACAGCUGCAGUCGAGAAUCUUGGGGGAACAACGGUUGAUGGCCGAAGCCUCAUCCAGCAACAACAACAUUCAACAACAACAACACACGAAUCCCAGCAGCAGGGCGGCGAACAACAGUAGGGACAGGAAGUACGGUCAUCGUACGGUUGCCAGUGAAAAUGGUACACUUUUCAGCGAAGAUGGUACACUUUGCAAUGAAAAUGGUGCGUUGUGUAGAGAGAAUGGUACCAGCUACCAAAAUAGUACCGAGAUUUCAAAUUUGGAAAAUGGUACUAAUGGUACACUUUGCUCAAAUCUUAAUUAUGACAACAAUUGGAGCGUGCCGGACGUUGGGAAAGGCUACGCCGCUUCAAACGAAGCUAAAUUUCAACUACCAGUCGGUACCAAAAGCGAUUACCAACUGGUACAACAUUCAAAUCAUCAGUUUAUACCCAAUCAAGCCGGUCAACUAUCGACCAGUCGACUUUCAGCCGACUCCACCUUAACUGCAACUCAAAUCGACCGGUCGAGUCAACUGUUGGCCGACCAGUCCAGUCAAGACGACCACGAUGACAACAACUCUCUGGUCGGCUCGGCCUCACCCAAGUCGUCCUCACGAUCCUCCUCUCGUACCUCACCAGCACUAACUCAGCAUCGUGUCCAGUUCGACCCAAAAACCCCGCAGGACGUGGAGGACCGCAAGUUGCGGCGACAAAUCGCCAACUGCAACGAGCGACGGCGAAUGCAGUCCAUCAACGCCGGCUUCCAGUCGCUGCGCCAGUUUUUGCCGCAGAAGGGCGGCGACAAGAUGUCGAAGGCGGCGAUCCUGCAACAAACCGCCGACUUGAUAUUGAGUUUGAAGGCGGAGAAGGAGCAGCUGAGUGCGCAGAUUCAGUCCGGUCUAGGUGGGAUGGGGCAGAACGUUAGCCACGGCCAAAAUCUGGCUGGAAGUCUGGCUAAAAGCCAAAACUUGGGCCAAAAUCUGGCUCAGAAUGGGAACUUAGCUGGAAAUCUAUCCCCGAAUGCGAAUUUACCUCAGCCACAAAGCCAGCUAGUCCAACAAAAUCAGCUAGCCCAGCAAAAUCAGCUCAACCCACCCUCCGAUCCCAGCAUUUCCAAUCGCACCACGCCCAAGAAACGUCGGAUGGAAGAGAAGGAGGCGGCCGAGGAUGUUACAGUAUACCUAAAGACCAUCGACGACCUGAAACAAGCCUUGAAUCGAGAACAACAGUUGAGGAUUCUGUAUGAGAAGGAGCUUCUGGAGUCGAGAAGGGUCGCAAACCCAUUAGCUUUGGACCCCAACUUGCUUAAUAUCGGUGAUUUGUUGAGAAAGAAUGAAGGUAAGGGUAAGAUGAUUAGGCCUAGAAUUUAUUUUUAAGCCUAACGUUUGUUGUACAGACUUAAAAUUUUAUUUUUAGGCUUACAAUGCGUUUUGACAUUUAUUUUUUAAACCUAAAAUUUACUUUAAACUUACAGUUCAUUUUAUAAGCCUAAAAUUAAUUUUUAAGCCUAAAAGUCCUUUUAUAAGCCUAAAAUUAAUUUUAUAAGCCUAAAGUAUAAUUAUAAGCCUAAAAUUAAUUUUUAAGCCUAAAAUUCAUUUCAUAAGCCUAAAAUUCAUUUUUAAGCCUAAAAUUUAUUUUAUAAGCUUAAAAUAUAUUUUUUAAGCAUAAAUUUAAUUUUUUAAGCUUAAAAUUCAUUUUUAAGCCUAACGUUUAUUUUUUAAGCCUAAGAUUUAUUUUUAAUCCUAAAAUUCAUUUUUUAAGCCUAAGCUAAGCUUAAACUUCACUUUAUAAGCCCAAACUUCAUUUUAUAAGCCUAAACUUUAUUUUAAGCCUAAAAUUAUUUUUAAGCCUAACAAUUGUAAGCUUAAUUUUAGAAGCCUAACGUAUUUUACCAAACCUAAAAUUCAUUUUGUAAUCCUAAAUGUAGCACCUUUUUCUAAAACUUAUUUUUCAGCCCUCCAAAGCCCACGCCAGCACGAACAACUCAACAUUCUGACGCCGAACAAAGAACUCGGCAGUCCAUCGAACUUGGCCGGCGAUCUGUCGCCGUUGAUGAAUGCUAGGAAAGCCGUCCUCAACUCGGCUCUCCUUCAACGACAAGGCCUUCAAGGGCUUCAGAAUACUGUAAGUUAUAAAAAAAAUAUUUUUAAAGUAGGGUAGGGUGGGGUAGGCGCUUUUAAAAAUUCAUUCGAAAAAAGAUUAAUUUCUGCGGAUUUUGAUAUGGGUUCGGUAAAAUUACUGUAACUUUUAAAGUUUUGCGAAUUUUAAAAUUCUGUUUUAUGGAAUUGUUACCUAAGUGAAUGAUCUAUAUAUACUAUAAAUUUAAAAGUUUUAUCUUGUUUAUGAAAAAAAGUUAUGAUUUAAAAAAUUUAAAUUUAGGUUCUAAAACUAUUUUUUAUGGGGUUUUACGUCACUUUAUGGCCAUUUUAUGUUGAUUUUAGGCUUAUGUAUUACCUAAAAUGAUAUUUUCUAUAAUUUAAAGCGUUUUACAGUAUUCAAGAUUUAUUUUUUCAAAAGUUUCGAAUUGAUUUAAUACCUAAAGUUGUAAUUUUUAACUAAAAAAAACUUCAAUUUUCCCCAAUUUCAGGCCGAAGUCUCGACAUCUCUGCAGCACUCCCUAACCAACAACCUUCUCUCGUCCCAACAAAGCCUUCUGAACCCGGCCUUCCUCAACGCCAACCUCAUCAACACCCAGUCCGACAUCAGGUCCAUGAACUUGUCAUUGGCCUUCACCAAUCCUCAACAACGGGUGGUGACCACCACGGUGCAGACGGCUGCCAACAACUCGGUGCAAGCCUCAUUGUUGGCCGAAAAUCGAAAUUUGAAUGCACUUCUGGAGGCGAUUCGCCAAAUUGAAGGAGCCAACUUGAACUCUCAGAUCCCGGUUCAACAGCGACUGGCGCCGAGCAAUGGGUUCAACGUGCCGGCCAACGUGCCCAGCUCACAGAAUGGGAAUACCGAUCUGUUGGUGCGAUGA